AUGGAUGACCCUGUGGGAGACUCCGUGACAGUCCUCGUCGAAACCCCCGUCGAAGCCCCCGUCCAAACCCCUACCGAAGACUCCGUGAAAGAUCACGUGGACAAAGAGAAGAACAAGAAACAGACAUCCCCACUUACAGGCAAAGAGCUGAGCAAACACGAGAAAUGGGGCUUGAAGAGUCUCGAAAUAGAGCAGCACCCGGCCUUCUGGGAACAGGUUAUCUAUUGGUGUAAAGAGCGGUUUACGGAAGCUAAGUGGAGGGAAGUUGUACGCCAGAUUGAGCGGGUUGCAAAAGAAGACAACGUUAUCGUAUUUGGGUGGCAUCCACCAAUGCAGCCUACACAGUUGACCACCGCAAAAGGCAUCCGUCGGCCACUACGCUUCAGCUCUUCGUCACUAACCUCACCGACGGGUCCGCACCCAUUACGCCCAGCACACCUCCCGCGCAUCGUCACAUCUUCUUCAGCAAGUGUGCGACCUCGGUGGGAUAUCGUGGCUUCUGGUCCCCCAACCCCACUAUCUGCCACUUCAGGCCCGACCAAGAAUGCCUUUGCUGAGGGAGGUGUAUGGGCAUCUCUCUCGCCCAAGACACCCGCGAGUGUAGCUUCUGUCACAUCAACGCCCAUCACUGCCGUACCACUCGGACUCUGGGCAUCAGACCCACCCAACGACCCCGAUGCCAAAGCGGCCUACGAUGAAGUACGUAGAGACGUGAAGAAGAUGGCUCUCCAUCUCUGCGCCAAUCGACACGCCCUCCGCCUAUCUUCCGACGGCCAACACGAUGUCAUCCACCCAUCCAUGGUCAAGCCCAAAGACGAACUGCAAGCCUCGCAAUACGUUCUCGACUCGUGCCAGCUGGACCUCUCGUUGCAUACCGACCCGACUUUGCCGGAUAAGAUAGAGGAGCUCGCCGAUGAUGAAGCUUUACAUCUCCGACAUUACAGCAUCGAGACGGUUGAAAAACUAGAAGAUGUCGAUUCAUGGCUCAGUUUCAAUGAACAUACAGGGGAAAUCAGUACUACACUUGACGCACAACGCAAUCUCCUGCGUAUGAAUCGUGAGAAGCGCCAGAGCCGAGAAACUCGACUCACCGAGGAAGCAGUGCACUGCGCGUGGGCAGUCAAGAUAGUCGAAGACGCAGAGUACAUUGUCAAGUGUCGUGCCGAAGCUGGGGACGAGGAUAGCAGCGACGACGAGGGAUACGACUACGAGAACUUCGUACGCAGCCUCCGUAGCGCAAGCAGUAGUUGCGUGUCCCUAAUCGAGAACACCGCAACCCGAAACCUCAUCCUCCGUGAUAUCUCGCCGGACGCAUCCAUCAUCGAAGACUCACAGCACUGCACUCGCACACCAGGCUACAGGUCAACCAGCACUCCCACCCCCACCCAACCCCCCUCUGACCUCCCCUUCCGCAACCACAACAGCAUCCCACCAUGCACUUCCACCCGCCCCCGUCUCCGCCCCCCCUUCAUCACAACAACUAUACCCCCCACCCUCACCCCCUCCCUCCGCACCUCCCGCCGCCACGCCCCCACCCUCCAAGACCUCACCGACUGGGCCGACGAACUCAAGAACAUGGAACGCAAACGCACUGAACUCCGUCUCACAGGCACGCUGACAUACGAUACCGAUGUGCAUCCCGCUCUGCGCCCCCUACCCAGUACAACGCACACUACGCGUGCUGAGGCGAGGAGCAGCAUGGCGAGUAGCGCGAGUAGCGCGAGUUGGAAGUGUGAGACUGCGGUGUUGGUGGAGAGGGAGGGGGUUACGCCGCGGGGAGAUGGGGAGGAGGAGCAGCGUUGUGGUAGUGUGAGUGGUCUUGAUUGCCGGGUGUCGAGGCAGAGUCGCGAGGAGCAGGAUAAGUGGGUUAGGGAGUUGGCGAGGAUGGAGAGUAGGGAGAAGAUGAGGCAGGCUGAGCGGUUCAUGUAG
This is a messenger RNA of Bipolaris victoriae FI3, 1929 nucleotides long. RefSeq lists its product as hypothetical. The record is from RefSeq and is a predicted model, not a curated record. Bases 1 to 1929 code for a protein of 642 amino acids. The transcript has a single exon. NCBI's taxonomy places the organism in Eukaryota, Fungi, Ascomycota, Dothideomycetes, Pleosporales, Pleosporaceae.